GUGCGUACACACAAACAGACGCUAGUGAUCCAGUUGUAGUCCUGACCAUCCAGAUGAGUGUCAAAAUGAGGACGUUAGCCAUUCUUUUUCUAGUUUGCUUCCUGCGUCGAGCUGUCGGAAUGAGUGUGGGAGAUUUCAUGCAAGAGUCCAGAAGGAAGGUCCGAGAGGUCGAUGCCCCAGCACCCAUCGACUGUAAAAUGACUGCCUGGUCCCAGUGGGCACCCUGUGACCCUUGCACUAAAACCAUGCAUCGUUCAAGGGGCAUCGAGGUGUUUGGGCAGUUUGGAGGUCAAAGGUGUAUCGAGUCUAUUGGAGAAAAAAAACCCUGUGUACCAACGACUGAAUGUGUGGAAGAUCCCCCCCCUGUCUGCACAAGCUCUCAGUUCCAAUGUGAAUCAGGUCUGUGUAUUCACAAACGUCUGGUAUGCAAUGGGGACAACGACUGUGGUGACCAUUCUGAUGAAGCAGAAUGUGAUAGAAUCCGGCCUCCAUGUGACAACAUCGCUGUGAUGGAGUCCGACAUUGGCCGGGCCGCUGGAUAUGGCAUCAACAUUCUGGGAUCUGGCCCUCGCAUGAACCCAUUUAAUAACAAAGUUUACAAUGGAGUAUGUGAGCGGGUCAAGGACCCAUCCACACUGAAGUACGACAGAGUACCCUGGAAUGUUGCUGUCCUUCACUUUGAGACUAAAGUAGAGGAGUCCAGUUCUAAAGAGAUCUAUCAAGACACUCACUCUUUGAUUAGAGAGCUGAGCAAAGAAACCACCUACCAAAGCACAUUGGGACUGUCCUUUAAGUUCACACCCACUGAGUCAUCCACUCAGAAGAGUAUAUCUAUCCUGGAUGCCUCAGGUGGAGUAGACACUGAGACUGAGAAGACGAGCAUGGUCAAAACCAUCACUGAGUACAGCAGCACCAAGGGUAAGACCUUCUUCAGGGUAAGAGGCAAAGUGCAACUAGGCACAUACAGGCUGAGGUCACGAAGCCUGGAAGUAUCCGAGACAUUCCUGGACAAUGUGGAUGCCCUGCCUAUUGAAUAUGAAAAGGGCCAGUAUUAUGGCUUCUUGGAGGACUAUGGAACCCAUUACACCAAAAAUGGAAGAGUAGGAGGGGAAUAUGACCUUGUUUAUGUGCUCAACGAUGAUGUAGUUACUGAAAAGAAGGUGACAGAAACGAUGCUGAAGGACUGUUUUAAAAUUGGUAUUAAUGCUAAGUUUGAAGUUGAUACAUCUCUGGGAAAGUUUGAACCAGAAAUAAAACAUCCACCAUCAGGCGAGUGUAAGACACUGACAGACAAGAUUACAGAAGGUGGUGGUGAAAACAAAGCAAUGAUUGAUAAGGUGAUAAGUGCAGUGAAGGGAGGCUCCCCGCAGUCAGCAGCAGCCAUGAAGUCUCAGCUCAGUAAAGAUGGUGUGCUGGACUGGCAGCACUAUGUGGAGUGGGCGAGGACGCUCGGAGAACUGCCUGCCCUCAUCUACAGUGAGCCCGAGCCCAUCUACAAUGCGAUUCCACUGAGUUUCCCGGACGCCCAGCCCAGAAGAGUGAACCUGCAGAGGGCACUGGAUGAGUACGUGGCCGAGUACAGUGUGUGUAAGUGCCAACCAUGCCACAAUGGAGGCACCGUGGCCCAGAUAGAUGGAGAGUGCGUGUGCCUGUGUCCGCUGUAUUUCGAAGGCAUUGCCUGUCAAAUCCUUCGUCACGAACUAAUGAAAGAUAAGAGCCAACCUGUUCAACAGCAGGGCAACUGGGCCUGCUGGUCAGCCUGGUCCAGCUGCAGUGGUGGACGCCGCACUCGUACACGCACCUGCACCACAGGUGGCAUUGCAGGAGCUACCUGUAAAGGAGACACAGUCAGCGAGGACUAUUGUUAAAUUAGCUGUCUAAUACACACCUACACAUUGCACACCCUCUGGUCCUCUUAGUUUCUUAAUAAAACAACAGUUUGUCCAGAAUAAAA
Colossoma macropomum (tambaqui) is the source of this 1954-nucleotide messenger RNA. It is a transcript of the gene c9, whose product is annotated as complement component 9. The transcript is spliced from 11 exons. The record is from RefSeq and is a predicted model, not a curated record. Gene Ontology annotation, molecular function: protein binding. Gene Ontology annotation, cellular component: membrane attack complex. NCBI's taxonomy places the organism in Eukaryota, Metazoa, Chordata, Actinopteri, Characiformes, Serrasalmidae. The coding region runs from base 54 to 1868 and encodes 604 amino acids. Gene Ontology annotation, biological process: immune response.